Messenger RNA from Vigna umbellata (rice bean), 1687 nucleotides. Its product is annotated as alkane hydroxylase MAH1-like. Gene Ontology annotation, molecular function: heme binding; iron ion binding; oxidoreductase activity, acting on paired donors, with incorporation or reduction of molecular oxygen. The record is from RefSeq and is a predicted model, not a curated record. Lineage: Eukaryota; Viridiplantae; Streptophyta; Magnoliopsida; Fabales; Fabaceae.
AAUCAAAAUGUCUUGUUUAUAUUUACAACAUGGCUUUCUUAUUGGUUGGCUAUGCAGGAGCAGCAACAAUUGCAGCACUCCUCUGCAUGUUACGCUUGUUCUAUCUCAGACGAUGUUGCACGAACCCCAUCUUCACUGAAUACCCUUUUGUCGGCAUGCUACCACACGUUCUUUGCAAUUUGUGGCAUGCCCAUGAUUAUUCAACUCAGGUUUUGAAACAACACGGUGGAACUGGUGAGUUCGUUGGACCAUGGUUUACCGGUAUGAACUACAUGCUCACCUGUGAUCCCCUCAACGUGCACCAUAUGCUGAGCAAAAAUUUCCGUAACUACGUCAAGGGACCCGAGUUUCGUGAGAUUUUUCAGGCUUUCGGAGAUGGCAUUUUCACUGCUGAUGCAGAAGCUUGGAGAUACAGCAGAGAUCUCUUCCAUUCCUUGCUCAAACAUAAAAGCUUCGAAGUGUUUCUGGAGAAAACUAUUCAGAAGAAGGUGCAGAACAGCCUACUUCCUUUAUUGAAUCACGUGCAGCAACAAGGGAGGGUGGUGGAUCUUCAAGAUGUCUUCAAUCGCUUCACUUUCGAUAACAUAUGUUUUACAGUUCUCGGUCGUGACCCUGAAUGCCUUUCCAUUGAUUUUCCAGAAGUUGCAAUCGAGAAGGCUUUUAACGAAGCGGAAGAGUCCAUAUUCUACAGACACAUAGUGCCAACGUUUGUUUGGAAGAUGCAGCAAUGGCUUCAGAUUGGUCAAGAGAAGAAGAUGACGGAAGCAUGUAGAACACUUGAUGAGUUCAUAUAUUCAUGCAUAGCGUCCAAGAGAGAAGAUCUAAGCAGGAACGAGGAAAAUGAAACGGGAGAAAGUUUUCAUGUUGACUUGUUAACAACUUUGAUGAGAGAAGGAAAGGGAAAAGGAGAAGCACAUGAGGAUAUAUUUCUAAGAGAUGCCGUGUUCAAUCUUUUUGUGGCUGGGAGAGAUACCAUAACUUCAGCUCUUACGUGGUUCUUCUGGCUUGUUGCUACAAACCCUUUGGUGGAAGCCAAGAUUGUUGAAGAGAUGAAUGAAAAGUUUGGAAGCAAUGAAAAGACAGUUUUAAGGGCUGAGGAGGUGAAAAAGCUGGUUUAUCUGCAUGGUGCUAUGUGUGAAACGUUGAGGCUGUUUCCUCCUAUACCUUUCGAACGCAAGGAAGCAGUUGAAGCUGACGUGCUUCCUAGUGGGCAUGGUGUUAAUUCCAGAACAAAGAUAUUACUGUUUUUGUAUGCAAUGGGAAGAGUUGAAGAAAUAUGGGGAGAAGAUUGCAUGGAGUUGAAGCCAGAGAGAUGGAUCUCAGAGAAAGGAGGUAUUGUUCAUGUACCAUCUUACAAAUUCAUUGCUUUCAAUGCAGGACCUCGAAAUUGCUUGGGGAAAGACUUGUCCUUUAUCCAAUUGAAGAUUGUGGCAGCAGCUAUUUUGCGCAGUUACCAUGUUCAAGUUGUGGAGGGUUAUGUUGCAACUCCUAGCCUCUCCAUUGUUCUUCUUAUGAAGGAUGGUUUGAAGGUGAAUAUAACGAAAAGAAAGUUUUAGUUUGACUUGAAAAUUUGGACAUCAAACUUGGUAAAAAAAGUAUGUCUUGUCGGUUGUGUAAUGUGUUCUGUCUGUAUCAUUAUUAGAGCAUUUCGUCUCUGAUAAUAAGAAAAAGGAAAUAAUCAUUUACU